Sabethes cyaneus is the source of this 6456-nucleotide messenger RNA. It is a transcript of the gene Eph, whose product is annotated as ephrin type-B receptor 1. The transcript is spliced from 12 exons. NCBI's taxonomy places the organism in Eukaryota, Metazoa, Arthropoda, Insecta, Diptera, Culicidae. The coding region runs from base 1554 to 4964 and encodes 1136 amino acids. Gene Ontology annotation, cellular component: plasma membrane; neuron projection. The record is from RefSeq and is a predicted model, not a curated record. Gene Ontology annotation, biological process: cell surface receptor protein tyrosine kinase signaling pathway; axon guidance; protein phosphorylation. Gene Ontology annotation, molecular function: ATP binding; transmembrane-ephrin receptor activity; protein binding.
UCGGGCUCCUGACUGUUGUGUGUAGAGUGUCCAGUGUGUUGUCUCUUUGGAUCCCCCAUUGCAAAUCUGUUCAGAAAAAAGUGACUUUUGAUUUCAAAUUACCGGUGCAAAAGUGACCGAAAUUGUGUUCGCCGUUUGCGCAACGACUUUGUGAAUCCUGUUGGAACCGUUUUUGCCAGGUGUAACGUGUAACCGUGCGUGAUUUAGUGGUGAAAAGUGGCCUGGAACCCAACUCGAGUGGAAUUUUGGAUUAAUCAAACCAGACCCCUGAGACUAGACUAAAGAGUCUGGGUUGUUGGGUGCAAGGAGGAGAAAAGAAGGAGAGCAGUCGACUCUGUCGGUGUGUGCGUGUUUAUGAAGAAGUUUGCCCGUUUUUCUUCAUCGACAGCGCCGCCGUCAUCGUCGUCGUCCUCGUCGUCGUUGUUCGCGAUCACUGGCUGGCAUUAAGGCAUGCAUGAAGCUAUUGCCCCCCCGAGCGAGAGGGCUCCGCUAGCUGAAGGCAUGUUGUGAAAUGUUUGCUGCACCUGGUGUAAAGUUGCUAAACCCGCAGUCGUCGUAGGCUUGGAAGUGGCAGAGCUGAGCGUUUAAAAAAAAAGAGUUAAUAUUAAAAUUGUGGAAGCAUAAUUGAUAGUUGAUCGUGUGAGAAGUGGUGAAUUUUCGUUGUUUUCGUUGGCUCGCUACACAAUUUUGUACUGUGGAGUUAUUAAUCGCAUUCUGCCGCGAAUCGUGUGCGUGUGUGUGGUUUUGAUAAAGUGGAAGAAACAAGAUAAAAGAGGAAGAAGCCGAUAAAUCCGGCGGUCGGUGGCACAACCAGCAUGGAAACAGUGGCCACCGUUGCCAGUAGCUUAAAGUCCGAACCCUGUGGUCAUGGAAUAGGUUUAAAGUUGUUCUCUGAUGGUGGGCGACCGCUGCUGCUGAAACAACAGCAACGCCGACAAAAACAACAAAAGCUGCAACAAAGCUAAUGAGUUCGGAUUCCAACAGGUUCGGUUCUGUCUGUGGUAUAGCUUUUGGGUAUCGUUGAGUUGUGCUGUGUAUGUGUGUAUAGUCAAGUCAUGCCAUCAUGUCCGCUUCGUCAACGCGACUGCCACUGAAGAAGCGCAAGAAGAAGCCCCCAGUGAAUGAAGAGAAGAAUAAAAAUAAAAUUAAAAAUUAAGAUAAUAUAAACGAUCAUCAUCAGCGGGCGCGUUCUCCUCUAAUACCGAAGCUGCCGAAAGAAAGAAAUCAGGAUCGAGAAUCUCAACAGCUCAUCACGACUAACCGCGAAGAAGCCGUCGAAAAAGAGCAUCGUAGGGAAGAGGAAAAAGAAAAGAUCUGGUGAAAGAACCCGUGUGUUGGGAAACCGCUAAGAAAGGAGAAAAAGAAAAACAAAAAAAAACACUCAGUCAACUAUUUCCAGCGGAGAUCGGUUGGCAAUCCGCUGCAGUAGUAUUCGUCGUCAUCGUAAUCAUCAUUUUUCAUUUAGCUUCCCCCUGUUCGGGAGGAGCCUCUAAUCUAUAUCGGACCUCUGUAUAGCAAUCCGGUCGGGAGAGCUUUAGCCACCCGCCGAUAAUAUGGAUAAAUUUCUGCCGCUGCUCGUGCUGUUCUACAUUCUCAACCACAAACUGGAUGGCGUCGCCGGUGAUCAGGUUGUUCUCCUGGACACGACAAAGGAGGCGACCUUGGAAUGGACCCGGUAUCCCUAUGGACCGCAAGCGCAGACUCCCGGUUGGGUGGAGGAAUCGUUCACCAAUUUUGUGAAGGGCAUCAACUGGCGCAGUUAUGUGGUGUGCGACGUGGCCUACAACAACGUCAACAACUGGCUGUGGUCGCCGUUCAUCGACCGGGGACCGGCUAACAGGCUGUACAUCGAGAUUCACUUCACCAUCCGGGAUUGUUCACUGUUUCCGGGUAAUGCCCUCUCGUGUAAGGAGACGUUCAGUUUGCUGUUCUACGAGUUUGAUGCAGCGACGCGAGAGCCACCUCCUUGGCAGCCGGAAAGUUAUAAAUUGAUCGGCCGGAUCGCUGCCGGUGAGGGUCGGUUCAACCAAAACUCCGAUGUGGACAUAAAUGUGGAAGUUAAAAGUAUAGCCGUCACAAAGAAGGGUGUCUAUUUUGCCUUCCGGGAUCAAGGAGCCUGCAUCAGCGUGCUAGCCGUGAAGGUGUACUAUAUCACGUGUCCGGCCGUCACGGUAAAUUUUGCUCAUUUCAAUGAGACACCGACCGGACGGGAAAUUACAAUCAUCGAGCAGCAGACGGGUAUUUGCGUCGAGAAUGCGGAAGCAUACGAAACACCGACCUAUCUGUGCAAAGGGGACGGUAAGUGGACGAUUCUGAGCGGUGGAUGCCGCUGCAAGGUUGGCUACGAACCGGACCAUGAAAAACAGACCUGCAACGUUUGCCCGGUGGGCAAAUUCCGUUCGGCGGAAGUGGAAACCUGCACGAUCUGUCCACUGAACUCGAAAACCAACAAAAUCGGGUCACCAUUUUGUCCCUGCCUGAGUGGACACUAUCGUCAUCCGCGGGAUGGGAAACACAUGCCAUGUUACAAACCUCCAGGACCGCCAACAAAUCUUACCCUGCUGUUUAUCGAUCAAACCAGUGCCAUUCUUUCGUGGAACGCACCGCAGCGAGCGGUCGAUGAACAGCUGGAUACGAAGUAUCGAAGUGACAUUGUGUUUCGGAUAAAGUGUUCGGCAUGCACAUCCAAUGUCGUGUUCAAUCCGUCCACGGAAACGUUCAAUGACACGAAGCUGACGCUGACAAAUCUGGAACCGGUAACCACCUACACGGUGCAGAUUCACUCCCAGCAUGGAGUGUCCUAUCUUAUUAGUCCCGAACCGCCGCAAGGCGCUAGUGGUGGUGCCGGUUAUGACAACAGCAGCGGAGGUUUCAAUGGAAAUCAUUAUCAUCAUGCAACGGAAGCACCCAACCAGGCUCGAUCGUCAUCCGAUCUGGACGACAUCAAGACCGAGUUUGCGGAGAUUACGUUUACCACUGAAUCGGCCAUCCUCAGUACGGUCUUCAAUGUGAAAGUAAUUGCCAUCACCAACAGGGAGGUCGAUCUGGUUUGGGACAAACCGAUGCACAGCGAUUCACCAAUCGAGUACUACGAGGUACGGUGGUUCCCGAAGUCGGAGGUGGACGCUAUGAACAAAUCGGUGCUGAGCACCAAAGAAUCCAAGAUUCAUAUCAGCGAACUGCAGGAGAACACCGAGUACGGAUUUCAGGUGCGGUGUAAGACGCUAAACGGCUGGGGCACCUUCAGUAACAUCGUGUACGCUCAGACGCAUCAGAGUGUCAGUCCAGUGUACGACGAUUCCUUUCAAAUGCGAAUUGUUGCUGGUUCAACAGUUGCAGUUGUUUUCAUCUUAGUCUUAGUGAUCGUUGUCACCGUUCUAUUUCUGCGCUCGAAGAGCCACGACGACAUCGAUAAAAAGACCAACAAUCAUCUACCGCUGCCGUUGGACUACGCCAGCAACGAAGUUCACGCAAUGGACACAACGCCGAUCGUGAAAACGAUGAAAAACAAUGGUGGUUCUUACGGGUAUUACCGACCACGUCGUAACAAUUUUGCAGUGACCACGCCACUGUUCGGCACCAGCAGAAGCUACGUCGACCCGCACACCUACGAGGAUCCGAACCAGGCGAUUCGCGAGUUCGCCCGGGAGAUCGAUGCCAGCUACAUUACGAUCGAGGCCAUCAUCGGAGGAGGCGAAUUCGGGGACGUUUGCCGAGGGCGGUUGAAGAUUCCGCCGAACUUUGUCCAGGAGAUCGACGUUGCCAUUAAGACACUGAAGCCGGGUUCGUCGGAGAAGGCCCGCUGCGAUUUCCUGACGGAAGCAUCCAUCAUGGGCCAGUUCGAUCAUCCGAACGUGAUCUACCUGCAGGGCGUAGUGACGCGCUCGAAUCCGGUGAUGAUUAUCACCGAGUACAUGGAAAAUGGCAGCCUGGAUACGUUCCUUCGGGCCAACGACGGUAAGUUCCAGACGCUGCAGUUGAUCGGAAUGCUUCGGGGGAUCGCCGCCGGAAUGUCUUACCUAAGCGACAUGAAUUACGUCCACCGGGAUCUGGCGGCGCGCAAUGUGUUAGUAAAUUCCUCACUAGUGUGUAAGAUUGCCGACUUUGGACUGUCGCGGGAGAUCGAGAACGCGAGCGACGCGUAUACGACGAGGGGAGGCAAAAUUCCCGUUCGCUGGACAGCUCCAGAGGCGAUAGCGUUUAGAAAAUUUACGUCCGCUUCGGACGUGUGGUCUUACGGUGUGGUGCUGUGGGAGGUGAUGUCGUACGGUGAAAGACCGUACUGGAACUGGUCCAACCAGGAUGUGAUAAAGAGCAUCGAAAAAGGCUACCGGCUGCCAGCCCCGAUGGAUUGUCCGGAGGCGCUGUACCAGCUGAUGCUGGAUUGCUGGCAGAAGCAGCGAACCCACCGGCCAACGUUUUCCAGCAUUACGCAAACGUUGGACAAUUUAGCACGACAGCCGCAGGUGUUGCUGACGACGCGGAACUCCCCGGAUAACCCGGUGACGCGACUCGGAAACGAUCUCAGCGACGAAAUGCUGGCUGCGGCACAGCAGCGGAGUAUGCUCGGUGGUAUGGGAACAACAGAGCGGAUAUUGAACAAUGGCGGCGGUGGUUCUGGCAGCGCCGGUUCCGGUGGUAUACCGGGUGGGGUUGGCACCGUCGGUAGUGUGGGGAUGAGUGCAGCCAGCAUGGGUACGCUAGGGUCCACUGUCGGUGGACUAAGUAAUACCGGGACGAUGACGGGCACGGGAACAGCCGGUGGUGUGUUUAUCAGCACCGAUCUGUGGCUGGAGAGCAUCAAGAUGUCCAGGUAUUCACAGCAUUUCAAGGAAGCAGGACUGGCCACGGCUCAGCAGAUAUCACGGCUAACGGCCCAGCAGUUGUCCGAUAUGGGUAUCACCCUUGUGGGACACCAGAAAAAGAUUCUGCACCAAGCGCGACAGAUAGAUACCAUAAUUUAAUUACGAUAUAAUGGCGCCGUUAGAGAGACGCCUGUCUACGAUUGAAUCCGCUACCAGACUUCUCUCACCGAGUGACACAUGACGACGAAACACGCUCCCCGAAGCUAGAAGCUAGACAACACCGUACCAACCAACUAUAGUCCAAACAUCACACCUAAAUCGGAGCUAGCCAAGCUGCUGAUUUCUAUUUCACACACAUUCUACUACUACAACAAUCGACUUGUCCAAGGUCCCAGUUCAAAGCUAGAUGCAUUUCCACGGCUGUGCAUCUUACAUGCGUGCACCUACUUAUCUGAUAAUAUUUAAGUUCUUUUCAAAUUAAAAACACGAAGAAAAAAAGCAAACAAUCGAACGCAAAGUGAUGCCAGUGCCAGUUCCAGUGGCAUGCCCCGUGACUGUUUUGUAUAUUGUUUUUAUGUUAAUUCUACAGUUAAGCGAAAUAAUUUAACUUCUAACUGAAUCGAGAGAUUAUAGGAAUGCAUUUAUACAAAGUAGGCUUAAGUUCGGAUGGAGAAAAGAAAAAAAAACAUUAAUUUAAACAUCAGCAGCAGUAUACUCCACACAAAAGGAUUGUUACUUAAACAAAAUACUUCAGGCCAAAAUUAUAAACUAAAAAACAAUUUUUCCCUUAAUUUUUCGGUCAUCUAACCAAGCUAGAGUGAAAAGAAUAGAUGAUAACAACAGACACACACAGAGAGAGAAAGAUAAAACGACAAACAAUGUGAUUUUUUAUACAAUAGCAAUAGAUAGAGGAUCGUUUUUUUUGCUUAGUGUACAAUACAAUCUAGUAUUGCAACUACUUCCACUACUGCUACAACACUACAACCACACUGUCACUAGUGCUACUACAACACUUCAAAUUGACGAAAACACAACAUACACACAUGCGGAGAAAACAGAUAAAAGAAACACCCCCUUUUAAAACGAAACGGCUGAUAUUAUUCAAUGGAGGAGAGUAGUAGGAGAGCACAUUCAACGAUUUGGAAUAGUGCAAAAAGUGAUACGGGAUAUGUAUAAUGCAAGCAAAACAUUACAGCAAGAAUACAACAGUGAGAAUACAUUCGCAUCUAGUGAGUAGGGUACUGUAACACGGGCCUUUGAGUGCGUGUGUGCGCGUGAGUGUGUGAUGUAUGUAUGAACGUACGUGUAAUCGUGGUGGGUAAGAGAAACUGACAGAGAAAGGACUGCGGGGCUGCUCUGUAUCAUAGAAUAUAGGAAAUUACCGAUAGGCUCUCGCUCGAGGCAAGGAGAAUCUCAACACAACACAGUCCGACUGAAAAUGACUGUUUUAUUUUGUUUAUUUUUUUUUGUAUCUUAUAUGAUCCAUCUGUAGCAGUCCUUUUUUCCUGUGUAUAGCUAGAUUUAUUCGCUUUAUUUUAUUGCUAUUUUACGCUGUUUAUAUUUUUAACUUAAUCGAAAAUCGUAGAGCAAAAACAAGACGUAGCUUUAUUUUUUUGUGAAAUACGGCCGCUUUCUUUUCUGGUAUGUAAUA